Micromonas pusilla CCMP1545 is the source of this 771-nucleotide messenger RNA. RefSeq lists its product as uncharacterized. The record is from RefSeq and is a predicted model, not a curated record. Gene Ontology annotation, molecular function: protein binding. Lineage: Eukaryota; Viridiplantae; Chlorophyta; Mamiellophyceae; Mamiellales; Mamiellaceae. The transcript is spliced from 2 exons. The annotation marks the transcript as partial.
AUGUCCGACGCGCACGCCGCCCCGGCGCCCGACGCGGCCGCCGCGAACCCCGAACCCGCCGAGGAGGAGGACGACGACUUCGCGCACGACGGCGUGCGAAUGACGCGCGACGUCAUCGUGAAGAGCCUGUCGCGCGCGGAUCGCCAGAGGGAGGACUUCGACGCGCACCUGCGCCGACUGACGCAUCUGCGGCUGGACGGCAAGAACAUCGGGCGCGUGGACGCGCUCGCGACGGUCCCGGGCGUCAGGGUGCUGUACCUGUACGAUAACGUCAUCUCGCGGCUCGCGGGGCUCGACCCGCUCGCGCCGUCGCUGACGCAUCUCUACCUGCAAAACAACAACCUCCCGCGCGUCGAAGGGCUCGCGAAGCUCGCGAAGCUUCAGAAGCUCUACCUCGACGGGAACAGGAUCACGUACGUGGACGGCCUCGGCGGAUGCGCCGAGCUCGAGGAGCUGCACCUGAGCGCGCAGCGGUUGGAUCCGGAGGAGGAGCUCGAGUUCGACGCGCAGACGAUGGCGAGCCUCGCGCGGUCUCUGCGCGUGCUCGUCGCGUCGAGGACGCGCGUGCGCGACCCGAGGCCGCUCCGCGCGCUCGCGUCGCUUCGCGUCCUGGACCUCUCGCACUGCCAGAUCGAGGCGACGCGCGACCUCGAGUCCGUGCUGCUGUCCGCGAAGAAGCUCACGUCGCUGGACGCGCGCGGGAACCCGGGGCUGUCGAAGGGUCCGAAGCAUCGACGCGACGCGAAGCUGACGCUGUUGGGGCAGUCGUUG